Chanos chanos (milkfish) is the source of this 2868-nucleotide messenger RNA. RefSeq names its product tripartite motif containing 37 (gene trim37). Gene Ontology annotation, cellular component: ESC/E(Z) complex; aggresome; peroxisomal membrane. NCBI's taxonomy places the organism in Eukaryota, Metazoa, Chordata, Actinopteri, Gonorynchiformes, Chanidae. Gene Ontology annotation, biological process: protein autoubiquitination; protein monoubiquitination; aggresome assembly. The transcript has 24 exons. The record is from RefSeq and is a predicted model, not a curated record. Gene Ontology annotation, molecular function: ubiquitin protein ligase activity; tumor necrosis factor receptor binding; zinc ion binding. The coding region runs from base 1 to 2868 and encodes 955 amino acids.
AUGGACGAACAAAGUGUUGAGAGUAUAGCAGAGGUGUUCAGGUGCUUCAUCUGUAUGGAGAAACUGCGUGAUGCGCGGCUCUGCCCCCACUGCUCCAAACUUUGCUGUUUCAGCUGUAUCCGGCGUUGGCUGACGGAACAGAGAGCUCAGUGUCCUCACUGUCGAGCACCGCUGCAGCUGCGUGAGCUGGUCAACUGCCGUUGGGCAGAGGAGGUCACUCAGCAGCUAGACACCCUACAGCUGUGCAACCUCUCCAAGCACGAAGAAAACGACAAGGACAAGUGUGAAAACCACCAUGAGAAGCUGAGUGUUUUCUGCUGGACCUGUAAGAAGUGCAUCUGUCACCAGUGUGCUUUAUGGGGAGGCAUGCACGGGGGCCAUACGUUCAAACCUCUGGCCGAGAUUUACGACCAGCAUGUGACCAAAGUGAACGAGGAGGUGGCCAAGCUGAGACGGAGGCUCAUGGAACUCAUCAGUCUGGUACAGGAGGUGGAGAAGAACGUGGAGGCGGUGCGCGGAGCAAAGGACGAGCGUGUGAGAGAAAUCCGCAACGCCGUGGAGAUGAUGAUCGCACGGCUAGAUAACCAACUCAAGAACAAACUAAUCACCCUCAUGGGUCAAAAGACAUCACUCACUCAAGAGACGGAACUGCUGGAGUCACUCCUGCAAGAAGUGGAACACCAGCUGCGUUCCUGCAGUAAGAGCGAGCUGAUCUCCAAAAGCCCCGAGAUCCUGCUCAUGUUCCAGCAGGUCCAUCGCAAACCCAUGCAGUCGUUUGUAACCACGCCUGUGCCCCCAGACUUCACCAGCGAGCUGGUUCCCGCCUAUGACUCAAGCACAUUUGUUCUGGCCAACUUCAGUACCCUCAGGCAGAGAGCAGACCCAGUGUACAGUCCCCCUCUUCAGGUGUCGGGCCUGUGCUGGCGACUGAAGGUUUACCCUGAUGGUAAUGGAGUUGUCCGUGGAAACUAUCUGUCUGUUUUUCUGGAGCUCUCGGCCGGACUCCCCGAAACUUCCAAGUAUGAAUACAGAGUGGAGAUGGUUCACCAGGCCUCCAGCGACCCCACCAAAAACAUCAUUCGGGAGUUUGCCUCUGAUUUUGAGGUGGGCGAGUGCUGGGGAUAUAACCGCUUCUUCAGGCUGGACCUCUUGGCCAGCGAAGGCUACCUCAACAUGCAGACUGACACACUUGUCCUGAGGUAUCAGGUCCGAUCGCCCACGUUCUUCCAGAAAUGCAGAGAUCAGUACUGGUACAUAACCCAGCUGGAGUCAGCCCAAAGCAGUUACAUCCAACAGAUCAAUAACCUCAAAGAGAGACUGGCCAUCGAGCUCUUUCGCCGGCAAAAGUCCCGCAGCUCCUCCCCCCCGGACCGCCGGCUGUGCCCCUCCACGGCUGGGAGGGAGCCGCGCGGCGGGAAAGGUACCGGCGCGGAGGAGAGCGGCCUGGCCGCGGCGCCGGACGCCAAGGAAGAGGAGGAGGAGGAGGAGAAAACGCAGCAUGACGAUUCUAACGAGCUGUCUGACGGGGAUCUGGAAGUGGACUGUCUAACGGGAGACGAGGACGUUAACCCACUGGACGGGAGCAGCACGUCCGGCAGUUCCACAGCCACUAGCAACACAGAGGAGAAUGACAUCGACGAAGAGACCAUGUCAGGGGAGAAUGAUGUGGAGUACAGCGGUAAUCUGGAGAUGGAAGAAGGAGAGCUGCCAGAUGAUGUUGCUGGAGCAACAGGGGGCUCCAGCGCAGGUGCCAGGGGCAUGAGGCGCGGGGCGGCGUCCAGCAGUCUCCUAGAAAUAGACCCAGUUAUCCUCAUCCAGCUGCUGGACCUAAAAGACCGCAGCCAUGUGGAGUCUCUGUGGGGCAUGCAACCUCGCCCUCCGGCCUCCUUACUGCACAGCCAAGCUCCAGUCCCGUCGAGGAAGGAGCGGGAGAGGCGACCGCAGGCCGUGCGGCGCUCCGCUCCCGACUCCGGGGUCCUCAUCCGACUCAAGGCUCAGAUGGCGGAGGUGCGCAGUAAGAUGUCGGACGUGAAGGGCCAGCUGGAGUCGCGGAACGUGUCCGAUUCCCGCGCGGCUCCGUUUGGGCUCUCUCUGGAACACGGCCUCUCGGCCGACUCGGAGCAGGUUCUCAGCCAUAAGGUGGAAGAACUGGACCUGCUCUUCAAAGGCCCCGUGUCGUCCCGACACUGCCGCAGUGGAGGGAAGAAGGCUACGUCUCCUAAGCAGGAGAGCAGAGGAGCGGUUGGGGGGCUGUCCGUGCGCAGGGCCGGGGAUGCUGUGGAGAAGGAGCUGAGGGGACAGAGUGGAGACUCGUCCAGUGAACCCGGCCUCUGCCCCAGGGAGGGUUCCUCCGGCGCCGAGGGUGCCCCGAAGCCACGCGCUGUGCACAGUUCUCCUCCCUCUCUGGGGAGCUGCUCCUCCUCUGAGAAGCUACCCGGCUCCAAACAGGAGGAGGCGCUGUACGGGGCGUCCGGCUCGGAUCUCUUCACGGUCGGAGGCUUAAACGGAGCCACCGCCUCAUCCUCCAAACAACGCAAGACUCAUUCCGUGGGAACUGGCCCGCGGACGGACGGGCCUCUGGACUGUGACCAGGAAGGCAGCGGCGAGAUCCGUCAGGCAUUACUAGGCCUCACAGAGGUGUCCUCUUCACGCCCGGAUGAAGGGCUACUGUGCCAGAAGCAGUCUCACCAUCUCCUGCCAGGCAUGAGCAGUGACAGUGAGAUUGACUGUGACACUGAGAAUGAGGAUGAGGCUGUAGCUCUGGAGACCAGAGACUGCCAGUAUGACACACGAUCGCUCCCACGUCCAGGGGACCAGCUGAUCUCGGACGACUUGAGCUUUAUGACGGGGGAAACCACAGAGAGGUGA